CAGCCGUCGACGCGUCGGAUCGUGUGUGUCACUUCGGGAGGCACCACGGUCCCACUGGAGCGCAACACGGUGCGCUUCAUCGACAACUUCUCCACUGGCAACCGCGGGGCUGCUCUCGCCGAGCGCUUUCUCGCCGAGGGCUAUGCUGUCAUCUUUGUGCACCGCGCCGGCUCCGCCUUCCCGUUCGCCCGCCGCCUGCUGCCACCGGCCGUCUCGCCCGAGGAGUGGCUCCGCAGCCUCGGCGACGCCGCCGCGACUGCCGAGCGCGAGCGCGCCACCGCGACAUUUUCGGCGUGUGCUCCGCGCCUCCUCGCACUGCCCUUCACGGCGGUGAGCGAGUAUCUGGCGCUGCUGCGCGAGGCGAGCUGCGCGCUCGCGCCCGCUGGUGCUCGCGCCAUGGUCUGCCUCGCCGCGGCUGUCAGCGACUUUUACGUGCCGGACGACGCGCUGCCGGAGCACAAGAUCCAGUCGGCAGCCGGCGGCGGCGACACGGCGGCGGACGGCAGCCUGACGCUGCAGCUGCAGCCGGUGCCAAAGAUGCUUGGCGCGAUCAAGGGGCUCGGAGGCGGCGGCGGCGCGGCCUGGGCGCCGCGCGCCUUCGUCGUAAGCUUCAAGCUUGAGACGGACAGCGCGAUCCUCCUCUCCAAGGCGGCGGGCGCGAUUGCAAAGUACGGCGUCGACCUCGUGUGCGCCAACCUGCUGCAGACGUACAAGCGGGAGGUGACGGUGGUCACC
This is a messenger RNA of Emiliania huxleyi CCMP1516, 735 nucleotides long. RefSeq lists its product as hypothetical. Lineage: Eukaryota; Haptophyta; Isochrysidales; Noelaerhabdaceae. Gene Ontology annotation, cellular component: nucleus; cytoplasm. The annotation marks the transcript as partial. The transcript has a single exon. Gene Ontology annotation, molecular function: phosphopantothenate--cysteine ligase activity. The record is from RefSeq and is a predicted model, not a curated record. Gene Ontology annotation, biological process: coenzyme A biosynthetic process.